Molecule: messenger RNA, 988 nt
Organism: Oryza sativa Japonica Group (Japanese rice)
Lineage: Eukaryota; Viridiplantae; Streptophyta; Magnoliopsida; Poales; Poaceae
Molecular function (GO): metal ion binding
Source: RefSeq, a predicted model, not a curated record
UCAAUGCGACUUCCCAAACAGGGUCGAUCGAAUUCUUAGGACAGCGAGAGCGGGUACAAUAGAAGAGAUUCUCUUUCUUCCCUGAACAUUGGCGCAAGAACAGCUAGAUUAUUACCUCUACCAAUCCGUGUAAUUGUCAGGUCUUUCGCGUUUUCUCAGGCGUUGCGGUGGCCAGGAGAGAGCACGCGAUCGGCAUGGAUUGAUGAAUGAGACGACCAGGGUGAUUUUCAUACUACAUCUUACCGUACCGUGUUCAGUAGGCCGGCAUCAUGGAUGAAGAAAAUGCUAGCUCCACGAACAGCAUCAAACUAGAACUGAGAAUCUACAUGCAUUGCAAAGCCUGUGAACGAUCUGUUCGCCGAGCCAUAGAGAAAAUCGACGGAGUCGAGAAAGUCGAGGUGGAGAGGGGAGAGAACAAGGUGACGGUGACGGGCGGCGGCGACUUCGAGCCGGAGAAGGCGGUGAGGCGGAUCAAGAAGAAGACCGGGAAGAAGGUCGAGAUCCUGGCUCUCGAGGAAGAAGAUGAUGAUCACGGGGAAGGCGGAGGAGGAGGAGCAGAUGCGCAGGCUCAUCACGAGUUCCAGAGGCACGGCUACUACGUCCCGUAUUAUCAUCAUCGUCAUCAUCACCAUCUGGUGCCUGUGCCUUGCGCUUACGUUCCGAGUUGCUAUGAUCAUCUGGUGCCUGUGCCUCCGCCGGACAAUGGAGGAGGAGGAACAGCAGAUGUGGCUCAUGAGUUUCAGAGGCGCGGCGGCGUGGGGCACUACGGUUAUUACGCUCCGUGUUAUUACGAUGGAGGAGGAGGAGGAGGAGGAGGAGAUGUGGCUCAUGAGAUUCAGAGGCCGGUACGCUCGGCGUGGGAUCUUCAUGGCUUCGAUGAUGAAAAUACACAAGCGUGCAGGGUAACGUAGGUUCGAGAGAGGAUAAUGGCCAAUAGCCUUGCAUACAGUAAAUAACACAAAUUUAUCGAAUUGGCCUAUUAGCUCAG